Messenger RNA from Notodromas monacha, 1648 nucleotides. The record is from the annotation of a GenBank genome assembly. NCBI's taxonomy places the organism in Eukaryota, Metazoa, Arthropoda, Ostracoda, Podocopida, Cyprididae.
AACAAGGUCUUCAGAGCUAUUCCGCAAAACCCCUCGAAAGUAUCACGCACGUAUCACUGUCUUCAGAGCUAUUCCGGAAAAUCCCUCGAAGGUAUCACGCACGUAUCACGAAGAUCGUUCUAAUACUUGUAACGACGUUGAUAUUUGGAAUUAAGGACUGGAACUGGACAUGUGAGUAUAGAUAGAGUUACGAUUUCUUCCCUCGUCAAAACGGUAAUUAAUCUGUUAUGCCCUUACUCAACUUCAUUCAAUAUUAACGCAAGAUAACGUAAUUUCCAUGAGUAAAUGUACUCCAAGAAUACAUUAUAAUCGUAAAAAAUAUAAUGGCUGACUGGGCGAGAUGUUACCCAGACGAACCGGUGAGUGCGGAAAUCCAGACUGGUAAUACGAACACCAACUCGACCGCAGGGGAAGAAGCAAGCGAAGAAGUCGGAGAAGAAUGCACUGACGAAGGGCAGCUCUAUUCGCGACCGCCUUUGUAUCUCGAAACGCAAACCGCGACCGUUUCACUCAUUCGCGAAGCUGAUGGAGAUGGACACCCAGUUAGCUUGUGCGAUGCAGCGAAUAUCGACCUUUCCACCGCCAAGCCAUACCUCGAUGCAAUCGCCGGAUCAAAACGAGAAGCCGCUGCGAGCUUACGGAACCGGAAACACUUCAGCAGAGUUCCGGGACCACCGGGAUUCUUACGUUCGUUCCCGCGAGCUGACGUCGCGGAUGGAAUAUGCGGAUUAACUCGCGAGUCGGCUAGACUGAAGGCAAUUAAAGACUUAAGCCCAACAAUGUACAAAUAUGGAACUGAAUUCGAGGAAGAAGCGUUGGAUUUCUACAGGCGCGAAUUUCGUGACUUGAACGACUUGAAGAGAACCUGGGACCAAAUAGAUGCUGACUGCUUUCAAAGACAGGAGAAAACAGUAAAAUCUGGAGAACCCACUUUGAUCAUUCAGCGAGACGGGUUAAGACAAGACAUUUGCGUGAUGCUCGCUGAACUCGACUGCUACAAUCGAGAAAUCGGCGAUAUCCUAAUUAGGGAUGAUUAUAAGAGGGAAUUGUUGGAGAAACUGGGGAAAGCAAGCUCUGAAGUGAAGCAGGCCAAUCUCCUGAUUAGUCUUGCCAAGGAUGAAUAUGAAGCACUCAUUUUCAAAGAGAAGGAGGAGAAAUUCAUCCGCCCAGAGUUGGUAGGGAAAUGCGCCUGUUCAGAAUACCUGGAAAUCAUUGAAGAAAUCACACAGUUGACUGUGGAUGGUGAUGCACUUUCAAGUGAAUACCAGCUUUGGCAGAAACUCAUAAAGGAUUUUGGGAGAGCUACCAGAGAGAUCAUCAGAACAAUCAUCACAGACUGGAACACUGAUGGAGAAGUUCACAAGUACAUUAAAGCCAUAACGUGUUUGGCUAAAGAAUGUGCUUUUCAUGACAACAUCCGUUGCAUAUUUUCUUGCCCACCACCGGAACAAGUUGCCAAAAUGAUCUGUUGCGAAUUGGACUGCACCAUCAAUUCUGCCAAUGCCAUCCGUCGACAUUACAAUGGGAUCUGAAAAAAAGAAAUAUUUUGAACUGUAUUUCGUCCAGAAAGGAAAAAAAUGAUAAAUUCUGUUAUUUUUUUCUUGAAUGUCUGACUUUCCUGGAGAGAAAAAAUUCAUCGAAAAAAUUU